GACGGAUCUGCUUUGUGCGUAUUCAAAGACCCGAAGCCAUACAGACAAUAUCUGAUUUUUGCAUGCAGUCGACCAAUCCAGAUAUAGAUGGGCGGAGUGAGAGCAUACAUUCUCAGACUGAGGUGGGAGGUUUUAUAUGAAAGACUUGCGUUUAUAUCGUGCUUGAGGAUAUGGGUACACAGCACUGAUCUCGUUCAAACCGUGUGCUUCACGCGUGCGACAACCACCCGAUCCCUAAAGCUGCCAGAUAUUACGCAGUCCGUUUAAAAGCAAAAUCCACAGACUCAUUCCAUCAGUCAGCACUUUGGUCUCACCUGCACUCGCGGUGUUUGGGAGAGGUAUAGUGAUGGAUCAGGACAAGUACCUGCCAGAUCUCAUUGCCGAGAAGGAAAGCUUGGACCCGUCGUUCGUGCAUGCGUUGCGCCUUCUCGCUGAAGAAAUUGAAAAAUUUGAAGGAGAUGAGUUGAGGAAGGAUGGUGAAGUGAGGAAAUACUUGGAUAUCAUCAGCAACAAAAACAUCAAGUUGUCAGAGAGAGUGCUGAUUCCAGUACAGCAGUAUCCUAAGUUUAAUUUUGUCGGGAAGCUGCUGGGGCCCAGGGGCAAUUCCAUGAAAAGAUUACAAGAGGAAACGGGAGCAAAGAUGUCCAUCCUUGGCAAGGGUUCGAUGAGAGACAAAGGCAAGGAGGAAGAGCUGAGGAAAAGCGGCGAGGCGAAAUACGCCCAUUUGAACUAUGAUCUUCAUGUUUUAAUCGAGGUCUUUGCACCAGCUGGAGAAGCGUAUUCCCGCAUGAGUCAUGCCCUGGACGAGAUUAAGAAAUUCCUUGUUCCAGAUUACAAUGAUGAGAUAAGACAGGAGCAGCUUCGUGAGCUUUCCUACUUAAAUGGCUCAGAUGAUACAAGCAGAGGAAGAACUGUUCGGGGGCGUGGCUUACGUCUGGCCUCUGCAGCCACCACCAGAGGUCGAGGAGGUGCAGCUCCACCCCCUUCACUUGGACGAGGAGCAGCAGCACCCAGAGGAACUGUGGGUACACGCACCUCCCUCCCCACACCCACACUUGCUCGAGGAGUAUCUGCACCCCGGGCCAGAGGAUCUCCAGGGACCCCUGGAUACAGACCAUCGAUACUGCAGGUCACGCACAAAUCAUACGAAGACUAUGGGUAUGAUGAUGGUUAUGAUGGGGAAUAUGAUGACCAGAGUUAUGAGGCCUAUGAUGACAAUUACAGUAACCAGUCAAAAAGUGUCUCAGAGUAUUAUGAAUAUGGACAAGGAAAUAACGAUGAAACCUACAAUAAUUACGAAACAGUCAUUAGCAACAAUGAAGGUUAGGGUUCUUUGCCCUGAAAGCAGACUGAUUGUUUCUUCAAUGGCCCAGCGAUCACAUUUGGAGAGGCUAAUGGUGCAUCGGCUCCCAACACAUACUGUGUUUAAAUGACAGCAGGGUCAUACUGUGAGCUCAGCCAGGAGUUCAUGCCUCAUCUGAUCUGCCUUUGCAGAAGAGGAGUGGAUAUCAUCCCGACCCAACCUAAAAGCUCCAGCAUCAAGACUCAGUCGAGGGGGCUACAGAGAUCACCCCUAUGGUAGAUAUUAAAGGUGCUCCAGAUCAUCAGAUCAUCAACCUAAUUUAGGAAAUAAUCUAAAAAAGGCAUCUUAAUAAUUGAUAAGUGUUUUUAAACUCACCCCAAACCUUGGAAAUCCCAACUAGCUCCCUUGUUUUUUAUCUGAAAUUGUGGACUUCUUUGUAAAAAAAAACUUCAUGAACGUUGAAUAAAAUUGAAUUCAGUAUAUAUAGAUUUUCUUUUUCCACAUGGAAUGCUCCUUCCUUUAGUUUUCCAUUGUUUGUCCCCCAAAUGUAAAGCAUGGAAUUAGCCUCAGUCAACGACAAAAAAUGUCUUCGCCACAGUGAAGAGACUCACAUUGUACAUAACAUCUUUCUUAAUACUUCUUGAUUUGAUGACGGUAAAUACUGAGUUUGUAUAUUUAAUUUUGAUAUCAGUAUUGGGUUUGAAAGCAAUUGGCUAUGUAAGUAGCCGCAUCAAGUGCUUUGCUUUGUGUGUAGCUUGUAUUUGUACAUACAGUAUAAAAAAUGUAAUAAAAAGGAUGUAAAGCGCCUUGUGCAAGCUUCUCUAAAUAGGUGAUCAUAAUUGUUAAACUUGUGUUGCUAUAAUUGUUAAUAAGGAUGAGAUCAUUUUUGUAAAAUUAGAUAGGUUGUCUAGUACUAAAUGCCUGUUUGAGCUGAGAAAAUGGCUAAUAUGUCUUUUUAUAUACAUAAAGAAGUGCAACAAAAAGAAACCGUCAUUUUGUGUAAUAUUAGAUGAGCUACAUUAAUACAAUUAAACUUUGUUAAAUAAUUUUUAACAUUAGCUCUAAAUUGUUCAUUGACUCUUGAUUAGUCAUUUAAAUGUUUAACAUGUUAAUCAACUGUUUAGAUCAAUAAAUUGAAUCUUUUUUAACACACUCUUUAAGCUUCAGCUUAUUAAACAAAAAUUGUGACCGACUUGUCUGCACUAGCAUCUGCACUAGAGAAAGAUAUGGAGAUUGAGGAGGUAAGAACGUCCCCACAUUACAAUAAGAUGUUCCCCAGCCUUUGGUGUUACGUACUGUAACAUACAGUACGGUACAGUACAGUACAGUCAAUUCACUCACAGGAGUGAAUGGGAUCCAGUUAAAUGUAAUGCUUUAUCUUUGCUACCUACAUUAUACAGUAUAUAUAUAUUCUUCUGCUCUUUAUGUUAAUGAACAUCAAAAGGCUGGAUUUGUGUUGUAAUACCAAUGCUUUUAAAUAUUGAGGCCCCAAAGAGACCUGAACUCUUUUCUGUGACUGUUAGAACUGAAUGCUGACGCGUUUUAAGACACCGAAAGGAUGACUAGACAUUAAGCAGGUGCCAGUCUCUUUGUAAGCAGAGAUGCGAUGGAUUGAAUCAAACUUGGUGCUUUCCAGUCAGUAUGUGCUGCAAACCAGUUGGUGAGAAGCAAGAAAGCUGGACUUAUUUAGCUGAAGUGCUUGUAAACAAUCCGUGCAGAUGCUGUAUGUCAGUGUAACUUCUACUUACAGUAUCAUGGAUCCUAAAGUACUUUCACAAAUAGGGACAUUCUUGGCAGAACAUUUCUAUGAAAGAUGAACAAUGGUUUUGAAGAUUCAACUCACGUCUGGAUCGGCUCAUUUAAACCACAGCAGAGAGACAGACUGGAUUGCUUAUUGUGCAAUACUGCAAAAAUCCAAUCUGAAUUCUUCAAAGAGUCCCAAAUGCAAUCCGGUUUACAGUGAUUUACCACACCGUGGUAAAAGCUAUGUUGAGCCAGACAUUGUUUUAAGGUUUCAAUAUGGCUAAAUACAUUUUGAUGCUAUGCUGUAAGGUCUAGUUUUUAUACACUUACCUAAAGGAUUAUUAGGAACACCAUACUAAUACUGUGUUUGACCCCCUUUCGCCUUCAGAACUGCCUUAAUUCUACGUGGCAUUGAUUCAACAAGGUGCUGAAAGCAUUCUUUAGAAAUGUUGGCCCAUAUUGAUAGGAUAGCAUUUUGCAGUUGAUGGAGAUUUGUGGAAUGCACAUCCAGGGCACGAAGCUCCUGUUCCACCACA
This is a messenger RNA of Misgurnus anguillicaudatus (oriental weatherfish), 3582 nucleotides long. It is a transcript of the gene khdrbs2, whose product is annotated as KH domain containing, RNA binding, signal transduction associated 2. Gene Ontology annotation, biological process: regulation of alternative mRNA splicing, via spliceosome. The record is from RefSeq and is a predicted model, not a curated record. Gene Ontology annotation, molecular function: mRNA binding; poly(A) binding. Gene Ontology annotation, cellular component: nucleus. NCBI's taxonomy places the organism in Eukaryota, Metazoa, Chordata, Actinopteri, Cypriniformes, Cobitidae.